Messenger RNA from Phaeodactylum tricornutum CCAP 1055/1, 906 nucleotides. RefSeq lists its product with no specific name. The record is from RefSeq and is a predicted model, not a curated record. The coding region runs from base 1 to 906 and encodes 301 amino acids. Lineage: Eukaryota; Bacillariophyta; Bacillariophyceae; Surirellales; Neidiaceae. The transcript has a single exon. Gene Ontology annotation, biological process: actin filament bundle assembly. Gene Ontology annotation, cellular component: cytoplasm. Gene Ontology annotation, molecular function: actin filament binding.
AUGGUUCUGAGCAAAGACCUGUUACACGUCCUUCGCUUUGGUACGUUGAACGAUAUUCGUAAGAUCCUGUCCUAUCAGCCCAGGCUCUUCCGAGACCAUGUCGAGCUCUCUAUGGAAUUACCCCUGCACGUUGUCGUACGGGAACAACGGGAACUGUCAAUUCUUCGAUUCACUUUGCGGGCGUUUCCAAACGCAAUCAAGGUACCUGAUAUGCAUGGACAGCUUCCCCUACACGUUGCUGUUCAACAGCGAAACUGGCAUAUCAAAGGAAAUGGUCCUAUCAUUGUUCGGGAGCUAGUUCGCGCUGAUCCGACCACCAUUGGCGUGCCGGAUUGGAAAGACGGGUACACACCCAUGCAUACGGCGAUUCUCUACCGAUGUGAUCCUGAAAUCAUACAGUUCCUACUCCACUCUUGCCACGGCUACAACAGUACAAUCAAGAAUGCCAACCGACGAUCACAAGCAGGUCGUCUUCGUCGAUUGCCUCAACCACCACGCCUAGAUCCAUGCAUGGUUGCAACCAUGACCGGUGGCUAUUUGCCACUCCACGUUGCCGUAUUUUCCAAAGCUUCCGUGGAGAUUGUGCAGGCAUUGGUGGACGCUUGUCCAAAAAGCUUGCGUAUACCUGAUCAACGGGGUUUCUUGCCAAUUCAUUUUGCGAUACUGUCUCUAUCGACGACGUCGGACGGGAGCCCCGAAGACGGCGCCGAGCGCGACUCCAAGAUUUGGAGUAUUUUGGGCGGCGAUGAGCUUGCGUACGGAUCCAGUUUUAUGACAAAGAAACAAGCAAAAUACCAGCAGUCCUCAAACCCGCCGAUUUCGCAGACGACGUCCAAAGACGGCCAAUGUUGGGUAGGGAUGCAGAAAAAUGGCACCGAAAACAAAAUCGAAAUUUACAGUCGUUAG